Messenger RNA from Rotaria sordida, 804 nucleotides. The record is from the annotation of a GenBank genome assembly. Lineage: Eukaryota; Metazoa; Rotifera; Eurotatoria; Philodinida; Philodinidae.
AUGUUUCAUCGUGAACGUCAAUUAAUUGAUGGAGAACGUAUCAGUAUCAUUCCAAAUAUUUUAUCUGCAGAUGAAUGUCAGCAAUUGAUAGCACAAGCAGAAGAAUCGGGUUUCAAACUAAGUCCCCCUUCAGGUGGUGGUCAUGGUCGUACACAUCGUGAAGAUCCUAGAACUAAUGAAUACACAGUAAUCAAUGAUCAAUCCUUAGCUGAUAAAUUAUUUAAACGAGUAUCACCGUUACUUCCUCCAACCUUAGAAUGGAUGGCAGAUAAUGCUUAUUUUACUAAAGGUAUUGGAGGACGUGAAUGGUCAAUUGUAGGCUGUGUUGAUCGUUUACGGUUUUAUAAGUAUAAAAAAGAUGAAGAAUAUCCUGAACAUAUGGAUGGUAGUUAUAGUCGUACAAUAACAUACAAUAAUGAAUUACAACAAUCAUAUAAACAACAUUCAUUUUUAACAUUAUUAAUCUAUUUAAAUGAUGAUUUUCAAGGUGGUGAAACAAAAUUUUUUCCUGAUAAACAACAUUGUCGAUUUCUUCGAGACAUCGAAAAUAAACAACCAGUUCAUGUAAUUAAACCAAAACAAGGAAUGGCUUUAAUAAAUAUUCAUAAUAUUCUUCAUGAAGGAUCAAAAGUUCAAUCAGGUAUUAAAUAUGUUCUAAGAACAGAUAUUUUAUAUCAAAAAAUAACGGAAUUACAUCCAAAACUUGAAAAAUAUUCACAAAAGAACAGUAACAAUAAUGACAAAAUCAUAGUUACCGAAUGGGAAAAACAUUUUGAACCAUCAUGUAAAAUGUAUCAUGAUUAA